AUGGGAGCCUACUCCCUGGCCUACAUGGGAGCCUACUCCCUGGCCUACAUGGGAGCCUACUCCCUGGCCUACAUGGGAGCCUACUCCCUGGCCUACAUGGGAGCCUACUCCCUGGCCUACAUGGAAGCCUACCCCCUGGCCUACAUGGGAGCCUACUCCCUGGCCUACAUGGGAGCCUACCCCCUGGCCUACAUGGGAGCCCUACCUGUACAAGUGUUUGUUAAAAAUGUUAAUGUUAAUAUGGAGAAACAGACGGAGCUACAGUGCCAACACUUGUCUUUUAUGGUCACUGGUUCGAGACUCGCAGUUGGCAAGUUGUGCAUUAAGCUCGUGGUUCCAAUUGGUGGAACAAUUUCGAGGGGCGGUGAGGUUGGCCGCCCACCCAACAGGUUGGUUGACCGCCCACCCAACAGGUUGGUUGACCGCCCACCCAACAGUGUGGUUGACCGCCCACCCAACAGGUUGGUUGACCGCCCACCCAACAGGUUGGUUGACCGACCACCCAACAGGUUGGUUGGCCGCCCACCCAACAGGUUGGUUGACCGCCCACCCAACAGGUUGGUUGACCGCCCACCCAACAGGUUGGUUGGCCGCCCACCCAACAGGUUGGUUGGCCGCCCACCCAACAGGUUGGUUGACCGCCCACCCAACAGGUUGGUUGACCGCCCACCCAACAGGUUGGUUGACCGCCCACCCAACAGGUUGGUUGACCGCCCACCCAACAGGUUGGUUGACCGCCCACCCAACAGGUUGGUUGACCGACCACCCAACAGGUUGGUUGACCGCCCACCCAACAGGUUGGUUGACCGCCCACCCAACAGGUUGGUUGACCGACCACCCAACAGGUUGGUUGACCGACCACCCAACAGGUUGGUUGACCGCCCACCCAACAGGUUGGUUGACCGCCCACCCAACAGGUUGGUUGAAAGCCCACCCAACAGGUUGGUUGACCGCCCAACCAACAGGCUGGUUGACCGCCCACCCAACAGGUUGGUUGACCGCCCACCCAACAGGUUGGUUGACCGCCCACCCAACAGGUUGGUUGAAAGCCCACCCAACAGUGUGGUUGACCGCCCACCCAACAGGUUGGUUGACCGCCCACCCAACAGGUUGGUUGACCGCCCACCCAACAGUGUGGUUGACCGCCCACCCAACAGGUUGGUUGAAAGCCCACCCAACACGUUGGUUGACCGCCCACCCAACACGUUGGUUGACCGCCCACCCAACAGGUUGGUUGACCGCCCACCCAACAGUGUGGUUGACCGCCCACCCAACAGGCUGGUUGACCGCCCACCCAACAGGUUGGUUGACCGACCACCCAACAGGUUGGUUGACCGACCACCCAACAGGUUGGUUGACCGCCCACCCAACAGGUUGGUUGACCGCCCACCCAACAGGUUGGUUGAAAGCCCACCCAACACGUUGGUUGACCGCCCACCCAACAGGUUGGUUGACCGACCACCCAACAGGCUGGUUGACCGCCCACCCAACAGGCUGGUUGACCGCCCACCCAACAGGCUGGUUGACCGCCCACCCAACACGUUGGUUGACAGCCCACCCAACAAGUUGGUUGACCGCCCACCCAACAGGUUGGUUGACCGCCCACCCAACAGGUUGGUUGACAGCCCACCCAACAAGUUGGUUGACCGCCCACCCAACAGGUUGGUUGGCCGCCCACCCAACAGGCUGGUUGACCGCCCACCCAACAGGUUGGUUGACCGCCCACCCAACAGGUUGCUUGACCGCCCACCCAACAGGUUGCUUGACCGCCCACCCAACAGGUUGCUUGACCGCCCACCCAACAGUGUGGUUGACCGCCCACCCAACAGGUUGGUUGACCACCCACCCAACAGGUUGGUUGACCGCCCACCCAACAGGUUGGUUGACCGCCCACCCAACAUGGGCAGCCAACCACUUUAG
This is a messenger RNA of Procambarus clarkii (red swamp crayfish), 1920 nucleotides long. The record is from RefSeq and is a predicted model, not a curated record. NCBI's taxonomy places the organism in Eukaryota, Metazoa, Arthropoda, Malacostraca, Decapoda, Cambaridae.